AUGUCCUACAUGGAUCGUUCGCGAGGACCCUCGCUGCCAUCACCGGCUCCGAAUCCAGACAAGCCCCUAGAGCCUCCGCAACGCUUACGGCGCAAGUUGCAGAAAACGUUUCCCAAACAGAGGUUCCUGUCCAUCCGACGUCCCGCACCUAUCGAUCCGUCAGUGUCAAACAAACUCAAUACCGGGGUGGCAGUGGCUGCCCACCAAGCCGGAACCGUCGGUCAACCUUCAUUACGUCUGUCGCCAGACCUCAGCGAUGCCAAAUGGCAUCAGUAUCUGGGGGAGAGCAACGCAGUGCAUGACACACCGAGCACGCCCAAGACGCCCGACAAAGCAUCUAGAGGCGUUUCCUUCGACAUGUCUGCCCCAGCCUUGAUACCAGAGUUCUCUCACCUCGCCGUCAGCAAUACAACACCUAGGCCAUCCCUCGACAGCUCGCUCAGCUCGCCGACCUCGUCAAUAAGCACGAGAUCAAGCAUGAGACGCCGCGCAAAGACUCCCAUCUACGCCAUCGGCCAGCUGGAGAGCCCUGCAUGCGGCAGGGAUUCCGCCACUGCUGACAAGGUGUCGAGCGUCGACCUCAUCGCCGACCAGUACCGCGCUCUCCUCGAAACACAAGACGCGAGCUCAGUUUGCACCGGCGCCCGAUCCGAUCCUCUGCCCUCGCGGCAAGUCUCACGUAGGCGGUCCUCUCUUGCACCAUCACAACAUAUAGCCAGAGAGACACUCCCCGCCAAGCUACUGCCUGACGUCUACAAGCCGGCACCCCUGCGCAACGUCGCGGCGCACUCCCCGAGAUCCGACGACGGCACUCUGGUUGCUUUUGACGAAGAAGCGAUAUACUUCAAGCCCAUGUCCUUCUCGUCAGAGUCUCCUUCAACGCCGUCGUCAGAGUCGUCGUCGCCGCCACCGCCGCCGCCGCCGCCACGGAACCGCGCCCGCCUACAGCGCAACUCUUCAUCCUUAGCACCAUCGAACCACAACCUAAGCUUGCAAAUUGCCACAGACCUUCUGACGCGCGAGCUAUCAACUACCAUGUUGGACCGGUCGCAACAUAUGGGGACGGACAUUUCAUCAUUACAGAUCUGGGUUAUGAUCGAAGCCUACGAAAGACUGCGGGACCAGGUCAUGGAGAUGAGCCAGCAAAACGAAGAUACCAAGAACAUGGAGGCCAUGUUCGACACUUGGCUGCGAGCACUUUACAGUAUGCACGAAAGAAUGACCAGCGAUGCGGCAUCCCGCGGGAGUCGAUACGACGAGGCAGAGCUGGAAACGGAGGAUUUAGACUGA
This is a messenger RNA of Colletotrichum higginsianum IMI 349063, 1290 nucleotides long. RefSeq names its product Mating-type switching protein swi10. The transcript has a single exon. The coding region runs from base 1 to 1290 and encodes 429 amino acids. Lineage: Eukaryota; Fungi; Ascomycota; Sordariomycetes; Glomerellales; Glomerellaceae. The record is from RefSeq and is a predicted model, not a curated record.